This is a messenger RNA of Punica granatum (pomegranate), 3417 nucleotides long. NCBI's taxonomy places the organism in Eukaryota, Viridiplantae, Streptophyta, Magnoliopsida, Myrtales, Lythraceae. The record is from RefSeq and is a predicted model, not a curated record.
AAAAAAAUAAGAAGAAGAAGAAGAGUUUCUCUCUCUCUCCGUGUCUCUGUCUGUGUGUGUAUGUGGCUCUUUCGCUCUCUCGGCAGACUCGGCUAGUUCUAGGGUUUCAAACCGAUCACCGAUCAUCCCCCUGUUGGUGAUCCAACCUUCCCCACAAGAGUUGAAGCUCUUCAGCCAUGGAGGAAGAUGCCCCCGUCACCUUCCUCCACAGCUGCUGCGCUCCUCCGCACGAUCUCCUGCCCUAAAUUCCUGUAACUAGUACAGCCAAGCCGGGAAUGUGGGUUUAGGUUUUGGUUUUCUUAGCUUUCUCACUGACUGAUUAUAUAAUGAUGGGGAGCACCGGUGACGCCGACCGGAAACGGCGCCAUGUUAGCUCGACAUCGCCCACGGCUGUUGCAAAGAAGCAGCCCUUCUUGCCCAUCUCCGAGGACAAGAAGCUUGAUACUGGUCUCGUGGUUUAUAAGAACCAGAAGCUUAUGGAGACGGUAGAAACCAAUAAGAUUGAGCUUGCUGCUCGUGAGAAGGAAUACAAAAUGCUGCAAGAGAAGUUGGUUGAGCGUACUGCAACAGUAGAAUCGGUUAAAAGGUCUUGGAAAGAGCUGAUUAACCGAUUGGAGUCUUCUUCCAUUGCGAGAGCAGCAAGCAUCAAUGAGAUAGGCAAAUGUACAUCGAGUCUUAAUGAAGAUGGUCCAUCUUCCCCAGAGGAUGCUCUUCAUAGUCGCCUGAAAGAAACUGGUGCAACUGAAAGUUCCUCGUUUAAUAACUGUGUGAGUAACAUUGAGGAACAUCAUGAUACAGCCAUGGAAAAGAGUCGCCUGUUACAUGGUAUAGAGUUGACCAUUGAGGACCUUAGGCAUUACAAGGAAAAAGUACAUGCUGCCGUUCUGAAGCAGAUUCCAGAAGAUGGUACCCGCUUAUGUUCAUCUAGGAAAAAGACUUCUAAUGAUUUGGCAAGAGAAGUAAAGAACUUCAGAUUGUUGAUCGAUGAUCUUCAUAUGAAGCAUAGGCCUUUGGUGAGGGAGUUACAGUGCCUGCGAGAUGCUGAUGCACAAAAUAAGGCUGAGAUUAGACGUCUAAAGGGUGAACUGGAGAGUGUAAUGGUGGCAUUGGAAGAGACAAACAAAAAAUUAGCACCUCUUAAAGCAGAACAUGAUGCAACUAAAGGCACAUCUUUCCCUCCUUUUAACUUUGGGAAUAAGAACCUUUUCGGUGAGAAGGUUAGGGAUAAACAGAGGGACCUUGGAGAUGUCGAGUCAAUUCUCAGAGAGCUACAGGACCAAGCUUCCUCUCGACUGGAAGAAGUUAGAAUUCUCCAUGAAGAACGCAUUAAGAUAUUUCAGCAGCUAUCAACAUUUCAGAACAAGUUGAAGAAUGUGAGGUUCAUAACCUCGUCUCAGCCGUGGCUCCUCUUAAGAGAUCAUCUAGAGAAAUCGAAAUUGGAAGUUAUCCGCUACCAGACUUUAUAUGAUAAACUACAGAUGGAGAAAGAGAAUCUUGCAUGGAGGGAAAUGGAGUUGAGCAUAAAAAAUGACAUGGUCGAUGUCUACAGAAGAUGUUCUGUAGUUGCUGAUUCUAGGAUGACUGAUCUGGGAAUGGAAAUACAGAAACAAAGCGAUGAAAGAAAGAUGAUUGAAGUAAGAAUGGCAGAAGCAUCGAAGGAGCCGGGAAGACAGGAAAUAAUAACAGAUUUCAAAGCCUUGCUAUCUACGUUUCCGGAGGAGAUGCAAACCAUGCAAAGUCAAUUGAGCAAGUACAAAGAGGAUGCUGUGGAUAUCCAUUCUUUGAGAGCUGAAGUGCAGGCUCUUUCCAGCAUUCUCAAUAGGAAGGUCGAGGAGUGCAAAACUUUAUUGAGAAGGUCUGCUGACCAGGUUGCUGAAAUAAGAAAGUUAAAAGCUAUGGUCGAAGAUAUAAAGCAAAGUGAUAUGGAGUUGAAUCUAUUUUUGGAUAUGUAUAGACGAGAAUCUAUUGAUUCUAGGGAUGUGGCUGAGGCCAAAGAUUUGGAGUACAAGGCAUGGGCUCGUGUGCAGAGUUUGAAAUCCUCUUUAGAUGAGCACAGCUUAGAACUAAGGGUGAAGACUGCAAUUGAAGCUGAGGCAACUUCACAGCAGAGGCUUGCUGCUGCAGAAGCUGAAAUUGCAGAACUGAGACAGAAAUUAGAAGCUUCUAAAAGGGAGAUGUCUAGGCUUACUGGUGCCUUGAAGUCAAAAAUUGAAGAGAAUGAGGCCUAUUUAUCAGAGAUCGAGUCAAUUGGACAGGCAUAUGAUGACAUGCAAUCCCAAAACCAGCAACUGUUGCAGCAGAUUACAGAGAGAGAUGAUUACAACAUUAAGCUUGUUUUAGAGGGUGUCAAAGCCCGACAAAUACGAGAUUCUCUGCUCAUGGAGAGACAGACACUAGAGAAGCAGAUUCAGCAGGCCACUGCCUCUAUCGACUUUUUCAACAUGAAGGUCGGUAGAAUGGAAGAUCAGUUGCAAAUCAACUCUGAAAAGGUUCAGAAACUUGGAGAAGAUCGGAUGCACAAUUCCUAUAGUCUGGACAAUACCCAGAAGAGAUUGUCUGAAGUGAGGAAAAUAUCUCAGCAAGUAGGGGGUUCACUCGGGGAAUUGGAGUCCCAAGUGGAGGACGACCGAGGGACCUUUGCAGAGCAACGGAUAGAGCUUGAAAGGGAAAGCUACAAGAAGAAAAGAGUAGAGGAAGAACUGGAAGCUGUUAAGAGAAAGGUUGCACUUCUUCAGGCAGAGAAGGAGGGUUCAGUUGUGCAAAAGCUUCAGCAGGAACUUAAGCAAUAUAAGGAGAUAGUAAAGUGCAGCAUCUGUCUCGAGCGGCCAAAAGAGGUCGUUAUCACAAAAUGCUAUCACUUAUUCUGCAACACCUGCAUUCAGAGGAUAAUAGAAACCCGCCACAGAAAAUGUCCAUUUUGUGCUGCAAGCUUUGGGCCCAAUGAUGUGAAGCCUGUCUACAUCUGAUGAUUAGCACCUGGGGGAUACUGGAACCCUUUCCCGACUACUCCAUUGUCAAUAACAUAACAGUAUGUAUCUUUUUAUUUUUGAAAUUAAUCGAGAGCAAGACCACAGGUUAGAUGUGUAUUUGUUAGAAUUUGGAUUGGUGAUUGCUCGGAUAGUAGCUCUGGGUAGGAUGCAGUGGAGUUACUCUCCCAUUUCAUGAUUACAGAGAAGCUCCUACGCUGGUUCGGGUUAUAGGUUGUUGGGAACUUGUAGUGUUCGUUGGUUUACUGCUUGUAGAUGUAGAUGUCAGAAAUUUUUCCGGUUAAGUGGAUUAGAUAAAUUUCCGCAUACUUUAUUCCCUGCAUAUGUAUGAUUCAUUAUUUAUUUUUGCUUCUAGAGGCCCGGAGCCAGCGUCACAUUAUUUCAAUUUUUGUGUAAUCAAAGGUUCUCUGAGAAUUGAUUGCUUGCCCCA